GCAUGAGGACUACUGUCCCAUGCAGUAUACAGCCUUCUUAUCUGCUGCUGUUCUCCAGAAAAACUACCAGCAGCAAUGUGUUUCCAAUUGGUUUCAACUCUUUUAUUUACUUAUUGGAAUUUAGUGGUGGAGGAAAUUUGCACUGGGGAAAGCUCACUGAAAUUAUUAGUUCAGUUUGCCUGCAGAAUAAAACUUGUGCAAAGGCCUGGCCCCUGAGAUACUUAAAUAAUGCUCCUGUAUUUUGAGGGAUGAAACAGAAAUCUGGAAUUAUGUCAGGCAUGAAGUUUAUAUUGCAGCCCUCACUGAGGUACAGAAAGAAUCUGGUUUUAACAGAGAUAGAGGUUUUUUUGUGGUUUUUUUUUGUUUGUUUGUUCUUUUUUUUUUUCCCCAUAGCUGCUUGUAAGGUGCUAUUUUUUAGAUAUGUGACCAAAACAGUGCUGCCAAUACGAUGAUGCUUCAUUUGUUGCUAAGCAGUGCUUGCUCACACUCACAGAAUUCUGUUCAUUCUGCUUCUACACCAGCAAGGAGGCCAGUAGAGCACCAGAAGCUGGGAAUGAACACAGCGGGCCCCAGAUACCAAAAGGGAUGCCCCAUAUCAUAUGAGUCACUACGGGACUAACGUCAUACUCUCACAAUCAGAGGAAUUAUACAGCAAGAAACCCAUGCGGUGCCAGCCUCCUUCUCUGGUGACAUGAGUGACCACGUGGAAGAAAAUGACAAGAAAAGCAGCACUGCCCAGAAAACAUCUGCAGAAGAAUCUGUCUGUCUUGCUGCAGACUCAAUGACAGCACGACAACUGCAAAAAGUUCAGAAGGAACUAAAAUACUUAGCUUUUCAAAAUCCAGGACCUCAGGUAGCUAACUUCAAUCCUGAAACUAGAAAGCAGAGAAAAAAAGCACGCAUGUCACAGAUGAACAAAGACUGUUUUAAUAAGCCCAAAACUCUGAAGAAGUAUGACAGUCGCGGCCGGCUGCUUCGUAAUAACACUGAUUUAUGUGACUGCCUGGACAAGAACUGCCUGGGUUGCUUCUAUCCUUGCCCCAAAUGCAACUCAAAUAAGUGUGGGCCCGUAUGUCGGUGCAAUAGGAAGUGGGUUUAUGAUACAAUUGAGACUGAAGAUGGGAAUGUGAUCAGUGCUUUCCCAUCUUCUACUGAUGCCUGAUUUUGUUCUGAUAGCUUUGUCCCUGAGCAAAGUUCUUCUUUCUUCAUGUUUUACUGUAGCGAAUCUCAGCUUUAUGAAUUCUGCAAUGUCUGUCAAUGUUGCUUCUGCUUCUUUCUUGAUGCCUACUCAUCACACUUCAACAUUUCAUGUUAAGUAAAACUGUACUGAGGCUCUCAGCUCUGACUCAGGCACAUUUUGCAGUGGAGGGGUUAUGUCAGUGCACAGGAGAUUUCCUGAACCAGGGUAGACCCAAAGAGCAAAUCCCCUCCCUGCCUACCUCACCUGCCCAAGUGCCUGUAGAAGAGUUGAUGUCAUAGGUGACUCCCCUCUGUGGGGAACUGAGGGCCCAAUGUGCCAGCCAAACCUCAAAGCUAUCAUCUGCUAGCCUCUUGCCUAAAAAUUGAUUAAUUUUAUCUUCCUGUUUAUUUCUCUUGCCUAGUUUUUUGCCUAAUUUUUUUGUGAAGGUAAAGGUGUUUUUCUUUCUACUAACUUCCUACAUGGCUGGGGGGUAUGAUGUUAUUGAGUUCCUUUUUAUUCCAAAGACUCCACUGAGCAUGUUCUGCUAGGUACAAACUUGAAGGCUCAGAUAAUUAGAGAUAGUUACGUGCUAAAUCUUGUUGUUUGACUUCAUUUCACUCUACCAGACUUUAAGCUAGUCAGUUAGACGCUGAAGACAAGCACUACUGAACAAUUUGUCUAUAGUUUUAUCUAAGAAGCUUUCACAGAUCUGUGGACAAAAGAAAUACAAAAUAAAUAAUCCCCCUAAAAUCAA
Messenger RNA from Gallus gallus (chicken), 1934 nucleotides. RefSeq names its product ADP ribosylation factor like GTPase 14 effector protein like (gene ARL14EPL). The record is from RefSeq and is a predicted model, not a curated record. The transcript is spliced from 5 exons. Bases 692 to 1162 code for a protein of 156 amino acids. Lineage: Eukaryota; Metazoa; Chordata; Aves; Galliformes; Phasianidae.